Molecule: messenger RNA, 3348 nt
Organism: Beta vulgaris subsp. vulgaris (sugar beet)
Lineage: Eukaryota; Viridiplantae; Streptophyta; Magnoliopsida; Caryophyllales; Amaranthaceae
Product: pentatricopeptide repeat-containing protein At5g39980, chloroplastic
Exons: 7
Coding region: 83-2380 (765 amino acids)
Molecular function (GO): protein binding
Source: RefSeq, a predicted model, not a curated record
GAAAAAAGAGUUGCACAGGAAAUUUUUAGUAAAAGAAAAAAAAUCCAAACAGAUAACCCCCCUUCGGCCGAGCUCUCUGUAAAUGUUUACCCCACAUACCUCGGUACCUUCCUCUACUUCCCACUCUUUGCCGCACUCUUUUUACCACCACCAACAACACUCACAACCCCCACGAACAAGUACACGGCUGCCCGCUCUUUCCUCAACAUUCACCAACCCAGUCCCUAGAAAAAUAUCUACACACAGUCUCUCAUUUACACACCACCACAUUGCUGCUGGCUGCACUGCUCAGUCCAUCAGCAGGGCGCUGGAUUACCCUUUCAGCCUUUCUGAACUUCCACAGUGUAUAUGUAGGAUGCUUGAUAGUAUAAUGUUGGUGAUGGAUGGUGGUGUUCUUACAAUAACACAAGCUCAACGAAUUACCCCUUCUAAGAGCAUCAUCCAUGGACUUGGAACUCAAUGUAUCCUCACAAGAACCGCAUCAUGUUCAACCAAAGACAUAUGGACCAGGUCACCAUCACUUGCUUCGUCUUCUUCAUUAUCCACUUCUUUCUCACAUCAACCACCUCAGACAUACCGCCAGAAACGAACACCGAGAAACACUUUCUUAGACCACAGCAUAGACAUGGAUGAUUUGUUGAAAUCUAUAGCCCAAACAGCAGAUGAGCAAGAGUUGUUUGCUUUGUUGUCACCUUAUAAAGGCAGGCAACUAUCUGUUCGGUUCAUGGUCUCUCUUCUUUCUCGUGAAUCAGAUUGGCAACGGUCAAUUGCAUUGCUUGAUUGGAUAAAUGAUGUUGCUUUGUAUAGCCCAUCAGUGUUUGUUUACAAUGUUGUUAUCCGUAACGUGCUUCGGGCAAAGCAAUGGGUGGUUGCACAUGGCUUAUUCGAUGAAAUGCGGCAGAGAGCAUUGGCUCCUGAUAGGUAUACUUACUCGAUGCUGAUUACCGGUUUCGGAAAAGAGGGGCUUUUUGAUUAUGCACUUUCUUGGCUGCAGAAAAUGGAACAGGAUCGUGUGUCGGGUGAUCUUGUUUUGUACAGCAACUUGAUUGAGUUGUCUCGCAAAUUGCAUGAUUAUUCUAAAGCGAUUUCUCUGUUUUCGAGGUUGAAGAGGUCUGGUAUUAGGCCUGACCUUGUGGCUUAUAAUACAAUGAUUAAUGUGUUUGGGAAAGCUAAGCUCUUUAGUGAGGCUCAGGAUCUGUUGAGUGAGAUGAGAGAAAAUGGAGUUAAUCCAGAUACAGUUAGUUACUCAACGCUUUUGAAUAUGUUUGUGGAGAAUCAUAAAUUCGUUGAGGCAUUAUCUGUAUUUUCCGAGAUGAAUGAUGCUAAAUGUGUUCUUGAUCUUACUACCUGCAAUAUCAUGAUAGAUGUUUAUGGACAACUUGAUAUGGCCAAGGAAGCAGAUCAGCUUUUCUGGAGCAUGAGGAAAAUGGGCAUUGAACCUAAUGUUGUUAGUUAUAAUACUCUUUUGAGGGUGUAUGGAGAAGCUGAGCUUUUUGGCGAAGCCAUACAUCUUUUUCGCUUGAUGCAGAAAAAGGAUAUUGAACAGAAUGUUGUUACCUACAAUACCAUGAUAAAAACGUACGGCAAGUCUCUUGAGCACGAGAAAGCUGGAAAUUUGGUGCAAGAGAUGCAGAAAAGAGGGAUUCAGCCAAAUGCAAUUACAUAUUCAACAAUCAUUUCUAUAUGGAGUAGGGCUGGGAAAUUGGAUCGUGCUGCCAAGUUGUUUCAAAAGCUUAGGAGUUCCGGUGUUGAGAUUGAUCAGGUUCUUUAUCAGACUAUGAUAGUGGCUUAUGAGAGAGCAGGAUUAGUUGCUCAUGCAAAACGAUUGCUCCAUGAGCUUAAGUGCCCUGAUAACAUCCCCCGAGAUACUGCCAUUACUAUCCUUUGCAGAGCUGGAAGGAUCGAAGAGGCCACGUGGGUCUUUCGACAGGCAUUUGAUGCUGGAGAAGUGAAGGAUAUCUCUGUAUUUGAGUGUAUGAUUGAGCUUUAUUCAAGAAACAGAAAAUAUACCAAUGUCAUAGACGUUUUUGAGAAGAUGAGAAGAGCAGGAUAUUUUCCCAAUUCAAAUGUCAUUGCUCUCUCCCUGAAUGCUUACGGAAAAGUCAGGGAGUUUGAGAUGGCUGAUUUAGUGUAUAAAGAGAUGCGAGAAGAGGGCUGUAUGUUCCCAGAUGAGGUUCACUUCCAGAUGCUGAGUCUGUAUGGUGCAAGAGGUGACUUAAAGACCAUGGAGUCACUUUUCGAGAUGCUUAAUUCUGAUCCCAACAUAAACAAGAAGGAAUUGCAUAUUGUUGUUUCUAAUGCAUAUAAAUCAGCCAAAAGACUCAAUGACGCUGAUAGAACCAUCAACGAGAGGACUGACAAUGGUAACUUGAGAUCUUGAUCAUAAUAAAAACAAGCAACAUGGUUUAGUUCUUUUCCAUGGAGUAUGAUGGCGCUUGUGAGAUAUUGUGGAGUUGUUUGAUCAGAUACGUGGAUCUAGCACUUUGACCUGGAAAGUCAUGGAGUUGACAGAUCCUCUAAUUAUUCACAGAGACAAACAUAUCAAUUAUUCUCCUCACAUUGGGCUUUUCAAUUGGUACCUGAUGGUCGAUAAUCCAUAUGAUACCAGCAUCUCUAUUCAGAUCAAAGAGACAGCUGGAUACUUGGAUCCUGAAUAUAUGAAGUGGGCUGAAAGGUGAUGUCUGUUAGAAGAUGUAUUGCUUGUCGAACGAGUGACAGGAAGAUAUCCAAUCGAUCAUCUAAAGGGGUCAAAUAGAGAGUAACCACAAGAUGGAGAGCCUGACUUAGAAGAAGAGACUAUGGUUCUAUUUUACACGUCGAGUGAGAGUUAUGAAUGGGAAAGCAACAGCAACUACCUUAUCUAUAUCCCGCAAUGAACAAAUUAAAGAGCAAGUAUGCAAGUGCUGGCGAUGAAAUCAGCCGUAGCGUUAAGCAACCAAGAAUGACAAAGUCGUGUGUUGAGAAAUAAGCAUCGGAACACUGAUAUAACGCUAUCGAGCAAGGAUGAAGCAACAAGUAAGCUUGGAGGUGGUAGAUAACUGGUGAGGCUCGAAGGUGUUAGGCACGGGAAAGUUGGAAAUAGAAUAUGUUGAAGAAGAGAAAGUAGAAGGCUCGAAAGAGAAAGAUUUGACUUGACUUAAUUGUCAAACUGAGCUUGGAAUUUGUUUCGUUUUAAUCCCCUAUUUUGGGUAAUGAAUUUUUAUAUUCUCCAGAAAACAAAAAGUAAAUGACUUGUGCACCUUCUCACAAACACUAAAAUAACUCAGGAUUUGGGAGUUAUUAUAAGAAAAAAUAGAUUAAUAAAACAUUUAUCAAAUACUACUUUGGGUCUUUAUUAAUUUUUCUGUA